Messenger RNA from Ictalurus punctatus (channel catfish), 3219 nucleotides. RefSeq names its product potassium voltage-gated channel, Shaw-related subfamily, member 2 (gene kcnc2). Gene Ontology annotation, biological process: protein homooligomerization; potassium ion transmembrane transport. Gene Ontology annotation, cellular component: dendrite membrane; neuronal cell body membrane; axon. The coding region runs from base 398 to 2251 and encodes 617 amino acids. Gene Ontology annotation, molecular function: delayed rectifier potassium channel activity; protein binding. NCBI's taxonomy places the organism in Eukaryota, Metazoa, Chordata, Actinopteri, Siluriformes, Ictaluridae. The transcript has 4 exons. The record is from RefSeq and is a predicted model, not a curated record.
CCCACCCCUCUGCUCUCGGAGGCUGUAGUUGAUCAGAUCACAUCAGACUGUGCGCUCACACUCCGAGAGGAGAGACGUGGAUGAAGAGCGAGCGUCUGCCUGCACUUUCUUCACUUACCCAGGAUCGGUAAUGAAGACAAGAAGAUAAGAGAACAUCUCCUCUUCUGUGUAGUGAGUUCGGUGAAGGUUCUGCGGAUGAGGUUGGACUGAGACCCUGCACACGGAGAGAGUCUGUGAGGAGAGUCUGGGGUUUGUUCUGCAAGUCGUUAGAUCUCCACUCGCAGUGUCGGGGAAACGAAAGGAGGGAGCAAAAACGAGUGCUUUCACGCAGUCGGAACUUUCACACUGUGAGAGUGGAGUGUCGAGUCAUGGGCAUGUGUCACCUACGCAGGCGAGGAUGGGCAAACUCCAGGACGACCAUGAGAGGAUAAUCCUCAACGUCGGCGGCACGAGGCACGAGACAUACCGCACCACGCUACGGACGCUGCCUGGUACACGCCUCGCCCUGCUCGCCUCCAUCCCGUCUUCCUCCCUCUGUGGUUCUGGUUCUGGAUCGGACGCAGAGUCUGCACUGCUGGACCACCACCAUCACCAUCACCACCAUCAUCAUCAUCAUCAUGAGCAUGAUCAACAGGUGCGGAUCGGUAACGAGUACUUUUUCGACCGUCACCCAGGUGUGUUUGCGUACGUGCUGAAUUACUACCGCACGGGGAAGCUGCACUGCCCUGCCGACGUGUGCGGCCCGCUGUUCGAAGAGGAACUCGCCUUCUGGGGCAUCGACGAGACGGACGUGGAGCCGUGCUGCUGGAUGACCUACCGCCAGCACAGAGACGCCGAGGAGGCGCUGGACGUGUUCGACAUGAACGUGAUGGACAGCGGGAUGGGGAACGAUGAGGAUGAGGAGAAUGAUGAAGAAGAGGACAAACGUGAGGUGGGGAAGAGGAUGAGGGUUGGAGAGGCAGAGCAUGCCAGGGGAACCAGUUUGAACCGCUGGAGGAAGUGGCAACCCAUCAUCUGGAACCUGUUUGAGGAUCCGUACUCAUCUCGGGCUGCUCGGUUUGUGGCUUUCGCCUCUUUGUUCUUCAUCAUGGUCUCCAUCACUACCUUCUGCUUGGAGACUCACGAAGCCUUCAACACCAUCAUCAACAAGACGGAUGCUUUAAGGAACGAGAGUGUGCUCGACUUGGUGCCUCAGUAUGAAAUCGAGACGGAUCCAGCGCUCACAUACGUGGAGGGCGUCUGCGUCCUCUGGUUCACCUUCGAGUUCCUGGUGCGAGUGACAUUCAGUCCUGAUAAACUGGAAUUUGUCAAGAGCGUGUUGAACAUCAUCGACUUUGUAGCCAUCUUACCAUUUUACCUCGAAGUCGGACUGAGUGGUUUGUCAUCCAAAGCGGCUAAAGACGUCCUGGGGUUCCUUCGAGUGGUCCGCUUCGUACGUAUUCUCAGAAUCUUCAAGUUGACACGUCACUUUGUCGGACUGCGGGUUCUCGGACACACCCUGCGUGCCAGCGUCAAUGAAUUCUUUCUCCUGAUCAUCUUCCUCGCCCUCGGUGUCCUUAUCUUUGCCACUAUGAUCUACUACGCAGAGCGGAUCGGCGCUAAUCCCAACGACCCGACUGCUAGCCACCACACCAUGUUCAAAAACAUUCCCAUCGGGUUCUGGUGGGCUGUGGUCACCAUGACGACUCUAGGGUAUGGUGACAUGUACCCUCAGACGUGGUCAGGGAUGCUGGUAGGGGCGCUGUGUGCACUAGCAGGUGUGCUAACAAUAGCAAUGCCAGUUCCAGUCAUUGUCAAUAACUUUGGCAUGUAUUACUCGCUAGCCAUGGCUAAGCAGAAGCUACCGAAAAAGAGGAAGAAGCACAUUCCACAGGUGGUGCAAACUGCAUCUCCAUCCUUCUGCAGGACUGAUCUGAGUUUAGCCUGCAACAGCAACCCUGUGGAUCUGCGUUUGGGACACAGCCGAGGGCUCGAGUGCCACCGAUCAGGUGAUAUGGUUGUCUCUGCAGACCUCAGUGCAGGAAGUGACAUCACAACAACUCCAGAAGAGCGAGUUCCGAUGCAGGAUCGGCACGGUGGUGGAACUUGCUUCCUGUUGGCUGCCAGUGAUUACAGCUGCACUGCUGACUCCGCCCUUCGCAAAUCAGGCUUUGAGAAAUCCCGAAGUUUAACCAACAUAGCAGUGACAUCAUCAUACAACUCACCCUGUCCAAUCAGACGCAUUCGCUCGCCGAUUCCAUCAGUCCAAUGAAACACCGGCAUCUGCAUAUUACAGACACUUCCCGUGUGGGCGGGGCUGCGUAUACUUACAUAUAUAACAUUCAAACAACAUUAUAGGCAAUAAAUUAAUAUUGACUUUAAACAACAUCAGCAGAAAUUCAGGUACAUAAUGUGUAAAUAAAUCUUUAGAUAUGAUACAGAUAACCUGGGCUUCCAUUUAUUCUAGUUUCCACUUGCCCUAGAUGCCAGACUGAGGGGUAAAAAGUGUCAGUGUGGGCAAUAUGUUAUUUAAACAUCUGGAUUGCUUUGAAGUGUCUAUAAUUGAAAUAUUAUGUUUACACACCUGAUACAUCUUAUUGUAGCAUUGUUCAUAACUGUGCUCUGAUUCUGCCCCACCCAUAUGCACCCCUUUCUGACCCACUCAAAUGCUCCUGUUUUUUUCUACCCCGACCUAAUUCCUCUUAUUGCUCUCUUUUUCCCCUGCCCAAAUGCACCUGCCCUGUUUCUGCCCCACCCAAAUACUCUCAAUUCCUUUCUGCCCAACCCAAAUUGUCCCACUUCCUUUCUACCCCAUCCAAAUACUCCCACUUCCUUUCUACCCCAUCCGAAUACUCCCACUUCCUUUCUACCCCAUCCAAAUACUCCCACUUCCUUUCUACCCCAUCCAAAUACUCCCACUUCCGUUCUACCCCACCCAAAUGCUCCUACUUCUUUUCUGCCCUACCCAAAUGACCCUUAUCCUUCUGCCCUGCCUGAGUGCCUCUUUAGUGUUAUCAACCACCAAAUGUCUUCUCUUUACCCCAAUAUUCCCCUCUUACCCCUUUCUGUCCCCACAAUUGCCCCGUCUCAUUAUAUAAUUGAAGUGUGAUUAUUUAUUAACUAUUAAUGAGAAUGCAGUAUUGUAUUAGUAAUCAAACAUAUCUAUAACAAUGUUCCAAAUGCAAUGAUCAUGUAAUUCAUGUGUAAUAAAGGUGUAAUAGGCUUGUAAUAACACAUUUA